This is a messenger RNA of Owenia fusiformis, 2242 nucleotides long. The record is from the annotation of a GenBank genome assembly. Lineage: Eukaryota; Metazoa; Annelida; Polychaeta; Sabellida; Oweniidae.
CUUAUAAUAGUCUUAUAUUAGUGUUAAUUACUCAAUUGCAAUUACUUUUGGUAUUUAUUGAACUUAAAGACCAUACAUUAAAAACUAUUACUUUUAAUUAACAUUUAAUAUAGCAAUGAAUCAAUUGUUGAAAAUCAUGAUGGCAAUGCGCUACAUUGUUUUGGGAUUUUUAUUUAUCAUGGUUUUCUGCAGUCUGAAUUAUUCUUUUCAUGCUAUCUUUGAGAACGAAUUUAAGCAUUUUAAUCCGGAACCUCUUGCAGAACAAGGAAAGAUUGGACAAUCUGAUGUUCUAACACAAGCAAAAUCUUUUAAUCGACAUCAAAAUCAACACAAAGAUGAUGAAAAAUAUACUGAAAAUAAAAAGCAUAAAAACGAACAGACAUUCUUAGAAAUCAAAACUGCAAGUGAGCCACCACAUAGUGGAAAUUAUGAACAGCCAGAUGAACUUAAAAGUGAAAGGGGGAAAGAUGGAAUAAAUAGUCCGAAGGAAAACAAAGGUGAAAUUAACACCGUUCAAGAAGAUGGUCAUAAAUACGGUAUAAUCAUCAAACCGAAAAAUGUUUACUUUGCAAAAACACACAAAGCAGCCAGUACAACAAUUCAAAAUAUUAUUUUCAGGUACGGAGAAAAAUAUAAUCUGACAUUUGCGAUGCCAUGGAACAUUCAUCGGGCCGGGUACCCAAACCACUUUACCCCCGAAGUCAUUAUGCCACUAGCACACGGUAUUGAUGAAUAUAACAUUUUCUGUCACCACACUCGUUACCAUCCAAGAGUCACCAAAUUUAUGCCACGGGAUACUCUAUACAUAGGGACUGUACGAAGUGUAGAAAGCCAAUUUCUUUCUGGAUAUAUUUUUCAUAAAUUCUAUAAAUGCUAUGAAACGGAAAAAGAUAAUAUUACUCAAAUUCUAAAAGUGAUGCUACAGAGUAAACAUGGGCGACAAUGUGCAGCAUGGAAAGUCUCCACUCAGAGCGAACAAAUUUACGAUUUUGGAUUUGAAAUAAAGGAUAUGCUGAAUGUAACAAUGAUCAAGGAAUAUAUACAGUUUUUAGACAAUGCCUUUGAUUAUAUCUUUGUGGCUGAUUAUUUCUAUGAAAGUCUGGUUUUGCUGGCAGAUAUACUCAAAGUGCCAUUAAAAGACAUGGUAUAUUUUCACCUAAUGCAGGUCAAACGACAUCCAGAAUUAAACAAAAAAGACGUUAAGAUGUUAAAAGAGUGGAAUGUUGCUGAUUAUAUGUUAUUUGAUUAUUUCAAUCAAUCUUUUUGGAGACGUGUUAAAAAAUAUGGAACAGAAAAACUAUACCGCAAUGUGGAAACAUUAAAACAACUUCAGAAUACAACCACGUUAAAUUGCACGAAAAAUUCAGUGGAUAGUCAAUGCGAAUUAAUGAAGUUAGCCGAAACAAAAUUUACCCAUGAUUUAAAAUUGAAAAUGAUUUUUGAAGAGCGUUUGAAUGCAAAAGAAAGUACUGGAAUUAAAUUCAAAACUAAAUGGCCAGGCAAAUCAAAUCAAAGUAAUUAUCCUUUUCACUCAAAACCAUUUAAAGAACGUUACUUUAAAAAUUAUCCAAGAGCCAAAUUGCAUUUACCAGAGCUAGAGCAAAUCAAGUGAAAUGGAUUUGAAAGGUUACAUCUAAAAUAUCUAACUCUAGAAUCAAUAUUUUUACAUGUUUUGUUAAGGAUUUAAUGUCAAUGUAACAUUACAUCUCACGCAUAUGCUCUAUAAUUUAUUAGUAUGAUAAAUCUAUGUCUCCCACUUUUUUGUGGUGGAGGUCAGCGGUUGAAGUUCGUUGUUCGGCGGUUCAUUCGGCGUCUGUAACGAAUGGCAGCUGGUGAUGACAUUUUGCAUGUUAAUGCCUCGUUAUGUUUUGGCAAAACAUUUUAGAUUUUCGUAGUUAGUUUUAGUGUAAAGUUUGGGAUUUUUCAUUUUAGUGCUACAUUUUAUAUUUUCAUGUGGAUGCUGUACAUUCCAAAAUGGUCAUAUUGGUACGAAAUGCGUUAAAACUUAGAUCAGAGCUCGUGAUAGUUCUUUGACUGGACUGGUGAAAAUAAAUCAACCUUUAGCAUAGAAUCAUCCUUUAUUUCAUAACCAAAGCAUGGAAUGAAAAUCAUUUUAUAUUUAGACGAUCAUCACCCUAUGUAGACGGAGCUUGCAUGCGCGGCGCAGAGUUAAUGGUCAUUUUUGAAUUUGUGAUAUUUUAUAAACUAAGCUGAUAUGACAUGCUUGACAUGUAAAAUAUAA